AUGGGCGGCCAAGGAGAAGAAAAAGGAAGUGUGGGCUGGCCUGCCGGCCCAGUGGAAGAAGAGGAAGAAGGGCUUAAGCCCGUGUGUGAUUUAAAGAAAGGAAGAGGAGAUGGGCUGGUGGCCCGAGGUGGAGAAAGAAAGAAGGGAAGGGGAAGCGGGCUUGAGGCCCGACAACUGAAGGAGGCGGAGCCUUGCGAGGGGAAAGGAGGGGCCGUCUCCGCUGGUGAAUAA
Molecule: messenger RNA, 231 nt
Organism: Linum trigynum
Lineage: Eukaryota; Viridiplantae; Streptophyta; Magnoliopsida; Malpighiales; Linaceae
Source: the annotation of a GenBank genome assembly